This is a messenger RNA of Lacerta agilis (Sand lizard), 583 nucleotides long. It is a transcript of the gene RPS18, whose product is annotated as ribosomal protein S18. NCBI's taxonomy places the organism in Eukaryota, Metazoa, Chordata, Lepidosauria, Squamata, Lacertidae. The record is from RefSeq and is a predicted model, not a curated record. Bases 82 to 540 code for a protein of 152 amino acids. Gene Ontology annotation, biological process: translation. The transcript has 6 exons. Gene Ontology annotation, cellular component: small ribosomal subunit; cytosol; ribosome. Gene Ontology annotation, molecular function: RNA binding; structural constituent of ribosome.
GGGUCUUAUAUUCAGGCCGUCGCGCCGGCUCUACUUCCUUUUCCGGCCACAGCAGGAGAGAGAGAGACAGGCGCCGCAGCCAUGUCGCUUGUCAUUCCCGAGAAGUUCCAGCACAUCCUGCGAGUCCUCAACACCAACAUCGACGGGCGGCGGAAGAUCGCCUUUGCCAUCACUGCCAUCAAGGGGGUGGGCAGGCGUUAUGCCCACGUGGUGCUGAGGAAAGCGGACAUCGACCUGACCAAGAGGGCUGGAGAGCUCACUGAAGAUGAGGUGGAGCGUGUCAUCACCAUAAUGCAGAACCCUCGUCAGUACAAGAUCCCCGACUGGUUCCUGAACAGGCAGAAGGACGUGAAGGAUGGGAAGUACAGCCAGGUCUUGGCCAACGGGCUGGACAACAAGCUCCGUGAGGACCUGGAGCGGCUGAAGAAGAUCCGAGCGCAUCGGGGACUGCGCCACUUCUGGGGCCUGCGUGUCCGUGGCCAGCACACUAAGACCACCGGCCGCCGUGGCAGAACCGUGGGUGUCUCGAAGAAGAAGUAAAUCUUUUCCCAUGCAGAUAAUAAUAAUAAAGUGGUUUUCUCAA